Messenger RNA from Phlebotomus papatasi, 2461 nucleotides. RefSeq lists its product as uncharacterized. Lineage: Eukaryota; Metazoa; Arthropoda; Insecta; Diptera; Psychodidae. The transcript has 5 exons. The coding region runs from base 199 to 1329 and encodes 376 amino acids. The record is from RefSeq and is a predicted model, not a curated record.
GUCUGAGUGCAUUUUUCUGAGCAAGCUGUCAUUGGGUGUUGUGUGUUUUCUUGUGAAAAUUCCCUGAAAAAAGACAAUAAAAGGGUGAUUGCAGUGAAUUAAGGAGCUUCUUUGUGAAGCUGAGUGUUUUGACUAUCAGACUGCAGCAAGAUAUGGAUUGCGCAUGCAGUGGUAUUUGAUAAAAACUCAAGUGUUACAAUGAGGCGUCAGGAGUUUUCACAGACGAGAGAGAGACUGAAAUUGACCAUGCUGGAGUCUCCGAGAGUGUCUGAGGAUGAGGUUAUUGUGGUGGAUGCAGACGAUGCCACAGACAAGGAAGAUGAGAUCCGACGGAGACGCUGGAAGAGUCUCCUGACAGCCACGAGGAAUGUGCUGUUUAUGCCAAAUAGUCUCCUGGGAGCAGAAAAAGUGCCCUACAGCUACCUGAGGGAGUUGAUUGAGGUGAUUGGAAGCACCUCGAAGGGCUCAUCGGUGGAAUAUGUGGCCGAUAUGUGGAAUAUUGUGCUAAAUUUGGUAUCACUGAUGAAGGCCACGUAUGAGGAGACAAAGAUUGACCCAGAGUUCAAAUUGAUCACAAUCGAUCUCCUCACACAUUAUGUUAACUAUAAGGCCAGAAUCACACAGAUUGAGAUCAACCAUCGAUCAAUCACAGCCAAUGAACUCGAAAGAAAGCGGGAGGAUCUCUACAUGAAGAUUUUCCUUCUGCUUGAUGGUGCCAUUGAAGAUAUUCUAAUGCUUCUCAUGAAUCUCGAUGUCAAAAAGGAAUACGAUGGAAUGCUCUAUCCUCUUUUCAAAAAUAUUCUGACCAAUCCCAAGUUCCACAAGAACAUCGACAGCAUUUCCUAUGUCCGCAGGAUUUUGUGCUUCCGCAAAUGGAAGAUACUGACGCUGCUGAGGAAAGAGAAGGAGAUCAUCUAUGAAUAUGCUGAUAAAAUCAUUCCACAGGUCAUACCAAAAGCCAACAAUGACUCAAGGAUGUUCUUUGAGAUCUUGUCUCCAGUUGCCACCAAGCGAAAGACGCAGCCGACAAGGUCAUUCUUGAAGAGCAAGUACGUAGAUGUGCAGAAACAAGUGCAGGAUUUCUUUAGACUAUGGAGAAGAAGCCUCAGUGAUCAGGACAUGAUCAAUGAACGAUUCUCCCGGGAUAUUAUCAAUUCGCUGCCGGAAGUUGAGGAAUCUGUAAGUACAAGUAGUUUUUUAGGCAUUUUCAGAUUUUUCCCAGCAACUUUCGUCUUCAAUCAACACAAAAAGUCUUCAAUCAACAAUUUCUUCAAUCAACACAUUAUCUUCAAUCAACAUCUUUUCUUAUUUUCUUUUCAAUUUGCUUAAAAUUUAACGUAAAAUUUCAAACGAGAGAUUCUUUCAAUGGAAUUUCAUUUUUUCUUGCAUUUUGUUUUUCAUUUAACAAAAAAAAAAUAUCAAACUCAAUUGCAUGAUUCAGGAUCUUCAAUCAACAUUCUUCGAAGAAAGGAGUGAGAAGAGAAAGGAGCUGUCGAAAGGUGGUGGAAAUGGGCUAUGUAAGGCACAGGGAAUAAGAUUAGUUAAAAAUAGUGUAGAAAAAUCUAAAGCAGGAAGUUGGAAUUGUAGAUCAAAGAGUGACUCCAUUUCGCAUGUUCCUGUGAUAAAUUUAUGUGAUGGAGAAGACAAGAUAGAAAAGCCCAUGAUUAUUGUCGAGAUUCUGGACAGUGAUGAGGAGAUUGAAGGGAGAAAGGCUGAUGAUACAGCUGAAAUGCCCACAGAGACAGCUAAACAGGUUCCUAUUGAAGAUAUUCAUGAAAAUUAUGUAGAACGGAAGGAUUCUCUGCCGGCUGUUCGGCAGAAAAGGGAGCAACCGAAGCGACGACUUCCGAAGAGGAAGAUGCUAAAGGUUCCCAAGAGAAGAAUCCACCGGACACGGAGGAAAAGAAUCUUGGUGAGGAAACGAAAAGUUGAGACUACGUCUCUGCUUGGUUCAAGUGAAGUUGGUCCAGAAGAUCCCAGUGAGGUAUAUUCCAAUGUCAGUGAUACCCCUCUAGAUGAUGAUCUUCUGGUUGAACCAAUUUCUGAGCAUGAUGUGCCAGAAUCUACAAGGGAUUCUUGCAAUGCAACUCCAGUUCUGGAUGAACAUCCUAUUCAUGAAGAUGAAAAUACUCAAUGUCUCGAUGAACAGACAGAUUUGGGGAAUUCCAGGGUUAUUUUCAGUACGUCCUUCAAAGGACGACACUGGAAGGAUUUCUAUUCGAAGGAUCUCGAAGAACAUCCUCCGAAUGGGGCAAGAGUUUCAGUAAAUCAUUGUGAUUUUGAAGUCACUACAGUAGAAGCAGGCAGAAAAGAGUUCGGCAGUGAGAACAAUGAAGUCUUAUCUGAAUCUUGUGAACCCUGUCACAAUGCAGAGAGCUCGAUUGAUAAGACAUGCAGAGCAAAUUCCAGUGAAUUAAAUGAUUCGAGAGAAUGUGAGAAAGAGGAAUUUGAAGUAGCAGAA